Botrytis cinerea B05.10 is the source of this 1385-nucleotide messenger RNA. RefSeq lists its product as hypothetical. The record is from RefSeq and is a predicted model, not a curated record. Lineage: Eukaryota; Fungi; Ascomycota; Leotiomycetes; Helotiales; Sclerotiniaceae. The transcript has 3 exons. The coding region runs from base 497 to 961 and encodes 154 amino acids.
GACCGGAGCAAUGAGCACUUGUAUGCACAGAAGCCACCAAUGAGGAAACAUUCUGUGUAAUGUUCAUUACCUCGGUGUAGUAUCACUUGUUCUAUCUCGUAUUUUGAUUUCUUGGAUAUCCCUCUACAUGCUCAAUACGAUUACGUUGAAGGCCUCGAAUCGAAGAUCUGAAAGAUCAUCGACGAUGAGGUAUUUCCCUGUCCGGAAGGCGGGAAUUCCGGCCAAGAGAUCACUUCUGGCUGAACUCAGCAGCAUCGUGCAGUAUUGCUGAGCGUUUUUAAUCUUGGAGUAUAGGUGAGGCAGUUGUGAAAUGGUGAGGUGAUAGAGAAAUAGGUAUAUAAGGAGAGGAAGGAGCGAUCAAAUAUUCUUUCCUCAUCGCAACAACAUCGUCCAGUCUUCACUUGAUAAACAUCCCAUUCAAUAAGCAACAAUCCAAAUCUCGAACAACUCUUCAAAGAAACCAAUAAUUCCAACCCACCAACGUCCAUAAAUCACUAUGCAUUUCACACAAGCUACUUCUGCCAUUUUGGCAACCCUUGCCUUAUCUUCUACAGUCUUCGCUGGCGUCCUAAAGGCAACUGAUUCAUUCUGCUCCAACUCCGCAGGUUGUGUUUGGCAAAACCCAGCUUCUUGGCCAGGUGUUUAUGAGUGCAGCUGCAAUCUUGCUUCACCAGAUGGAAAAUCUGUACUUCUUCUCCAAGGCUACACCGACUGGAACUAUGAAGGAUUUCUUUACAACGGUUACUCCACUCCCGGCGUCUGCAAUAACAUGCCGGAUCUCUUCAACAAGAAUACCGAAUCAAUGAACAUUAACGUUGCCAACACACCCGGUUGUUGGAUCUAUACCCAAAAGAACUGUGUUGGUGACUAUGCCGUCAUCGAUUCCAAUGGUAUCGCAGAAUUGAAAGGCUACUACGACAAAGGUGUCCAAAGUUGGAUUUGCGAUCCCCCGACUUCUUAAAUUCUCUUCCUUCUUUUCUUUCAAAGUAACGAUUACGAUUACAUACACGAUACGGUAUAGAAGCGAAUAGAAGUUUUCUAGAGCUUGAUGGAUGAUCAACUGGUAUUUGAGCAAUCGAGAGCCGGCGAUAAUGUGUUGGGAUGAUUGGAGUUUGAUGGAUGGGAUAUGGGAGGAUCUCUUUUUUGUUCUUCUUUUUGGCCUUUUUUUGGGUGCGAUGAGUGGGGUGGAUUGAGUUUCCUUUGGUUUGGAAGAAUGGUGGGAGGUCUUUGGACAUGAUUUUAGGAGGGAACUUUCGAAUACUUCUUCUCGGGGGAAUCCAACAUUCUCGCCCUUUAUUUUAAUCCUUCUAAUUUUCAUUUGUUAUCGCUAGGUAUUAGUAGUUGGUGUUAGGUAGCGAAGCAUAAUAUCUAUUGAAGUAACUUCA